GUUUGAAGCUGGGAGCGGGCGCUCACUGAAGCAACGGCAGCAGUGGUUCCGUGAGGGGGCUCGAGAGCGGCCGGGAAGCCCCCUGGCCCUUCACCACCGACCGGCCCGGGCCUGGCCCUGGCCGCCCUUCACCACCGACCGGCCCCGGCCCCGGCCCUUCACCACCGGCCAGACCCUCCGGGGAAGGAGGAACAAGAUGCCUAACCCCGGAGAGAAGGCACCCCCCAGUGACUGCAGUGACCCAGAGAGCAUGCCCUGUAGGCCCAGGAGAGCGAGGCAGGCCCAGGAGAGCCAUGAUGGGGAUGUGCCCAGCCUCUGCCCACCACGGCUGCCAGUGUCCAGCCCUCCACAAGUUCUUUCCAUGGCAGAACUACUAGAAACAGCACAAGAGGUUUCCAGAAUGACCAUUGCACAUGAGAUUGUGGUGAACCGUGACUUCAGAUUGCAAGAGGUCAACUUCUCACCAAACAGCUUGGAAAGCCGAGUGAAGAAGACAUUGCACAAAGCUUUCUGGGACAGUCUAAAAGAACAGCUCUCUACUAGUCCACCAGACUACACGCAUGUGAUCCAACUGCUACGGGAAAUUAAAGAGACCAUACUGUCGCUGUUGCUGCCACGGCACAGCCGACUGCGGAACCAGAUUGAAGAAGCCCUGGAUAUGGAGCUGAUCAGACAGGAGGCUGAGCAUGGGGCUCUGGACAUCCCCAAUCUCACCACGUACAUUCUAGGUACAAUGGCGAUGCUGUGUGCACCUGUCCGAGAUGAGGAAGUGCAGAGACUACAGGGUGUGAGAGACCCAGUUCAGCUGCUCAGGGAGAUUGUCCGGGUGCUAGACCUGAUGAAAAUGGACAUGGUGAAUUUUACCAUCCAGAGCCUCCGGCCCCACCUGCAGGAUCACUCUGUCCAAUAUGAGCAGAAGAAAUUCCAGGAGCUCCUUGCCAAGCUGCCCAACAGCCUGGAUCAUACAACUGAGUGGUUACACAAAGCAGCAGCAGAAGUCUCUGCAUCUUCUCUGUCAUCCCCAUCCCAUCCUGAGGUCCAUGGAUCACCUGUUCCACUUUCACUGGGGGCUGGCAGCAGGAGCUCAGCUAUACCAAGUCCCGUGUCUGUGUUAAACCAGGGAUACAUGAAUCUACUCCACUGGGAGCCAGGCACAGAGAACUACCCUGAGACUCUGUUGAUGGACAAAGCCCGGCUGCAGGAGGUACAGUUGCAAGUGAAUCAGCUAACAAUCAUAGCUGCAGUCCUGCUGGUGUCCAGCAGUGUGUGUGGAAGUGCCUUGUUCAGCUCGCCUGGGUUUGUAGAUAGGCUGAAACGGGUAACAAAGGCCCUCUUGGAAGGGCUCCCUCACACAAGGUUUCAAGAAGCUUUACUGGACAUCAGCAAUCAUGUGCACCAGGAAGUUAGUGAGUGUCUCUUGCAACUGGGUUACCCUGCUUUCACAGAUGACAAAUCUGCUUCCCUUAAAGGCCAGAUAAGGAGCAUUGCAGAGGAGGACAAUGCAGUGCGGAGCGUAAUUGAGCAGCGGAUUCAUUCAUUUCUCGGCCUUCAUCUGUCUCCGAGUGCCCAGAACUCUCGCAGUCUCCCAAAAGGCCUUGCUCCAAUUCAGGAAGAACUGCUGGAAGUUGGCCACAGGUUUGGCAGCAUGAUUCAUCACAACAGGCAGGUGUAUGGACCCUACUACCUGGGAAUUCUAAAAAAAGUUCUCCUGGAGCCAGAAGCAGGAAUAGAUUCUUUCUAAGCCUCACAGAAAGAACCACAUGCACUGGGGACAGUUGACUCAGUUUUCAGAAUCAUGCUUUGGCUUGUGAAGUCUGUUGCAGCCAAGGAAACAGCUGUCCUGUUCUGGGGGGCAGCAGCAGCAUCCAAAGCACUUCUGCAGCUGGCAACAAUUACAUAAAUACCAACUGCCAAUUCCCCAUUUGUCUGAAUAAACCUUUAAACUAAAAAACAAAAAUUGCUCUUUUUUCCCAUACCUGCCAUUAGUUGGUCUCAUUACUUGGAGGGGCAGUGAAACAUUGAAUAAAUAUGGCAAGAUGGAUUUCAUAAUAUUGUAAUGUAUCCUGUGAAUUUGAACCCUGAUUUUUUCCUGCAUGGGCAUUAAGUGGUUUUAGCCUGCUUUCCAGACACCUAUUAGUCUCAGCUGAGGAUAGGGGGUUUAAGAUCCUUUGUGUUAAAAAUGACAGAGCUUAGUUUCUAAUGUAACUGAUAUACUCUUGAGUGUUAACUUUAAAAUCUGACUUACUUCAUAUGUGCCAUCUAUACUAGCUCAGGUUUUUAAUCCCCUAAGGCAGUGGUUCCCAAACUUGUUCCCCUGCAGGGCUGGGCCAGUUUGUUUACCUGCCUCAGCUGAUUGCAGCUCCCAUUGGCCUGGAGCAGCAAACUGAACUUGUUUUAGUUAAACAAGGGAAAUAUUUUAUCCAUCUGCAAGAACAGCCAUUUUGGUUCCAGGCACCAGCCACUGCUUAUUCCUUGACCAAAUUCAAAAUUUAAAAAUGAAAAUUAAAGACUUCCACACUAUCUACAUCACAGUAAACAAAGCAAAGGUGAGUGUCUGAGUUUAUUUAUUAAUUCAGUCUGUUCUAAAUUGUACAGUUAUGAAAAACAACAAAACGACCACUGGAAGCCCAGAAAUAUUUACAAUCUCGCCUUGUUGUAGUGAGGUCAGUCUAUGUUGUUGCACAGAUUGGUUAUGUUUGGUACCACAAGAUGUUUAAAAUUCAGACAAAUUCAAGCAGAUUAACAAUUGUAUAUACAGGAAAAUAAAAGAAAAUUCAAGUAUCAAAAUACAGAGA
Caretta caretta (loggerhead turtle) is the source of this 2795-nucleotide messenger RNA. It is a transcript of the gene TCP11, whose product is annotated as t-complex 11. The record is from RefSeq and is a predicted model, not a curated record. Lineage: Eukaryota; Metazoa; Chordata; Testudines; Cheloniidae. Gene Ontology annotation, cellular component: acrosomal vesicle; sperm flagellum. Gene Ontology annotation, biological process: regulation of sperm capacitation.